Molecule: messenger RNA, 7992 nt
Organism: Symbiodinium natans
Lineage: Eukaryota; Dinophyceae; Suessiales; Symbiodiniaceae
Source: the annotation of a GenBank genome assembly
AUGAAGCCUAAGCAGCCAUGCGUCCGGGAAUGGUUGGCUUCAGUGGAUUCAGAUCUGGAAGUUUACGCUGCCAAAUUUGAGGAGUUCGGCUACAAUCUCAAUUUCCUACGCGAAACAAGUGCGGAUGACUUGGAGGAAGAUCUCAAGGAGAUGCUGGUUAAAAAGGUGCAUUGCCGCGUCAUCCUCCAUCAUCAUUCUGUUCUGAAGCAGCGACCUCUGCCGGAGAGAGCGACCACGCAAGCAGAUCGAAGCCAUGAUUCAUCACAUGCGCACGGGCUUGUUCCAUGCAUCGCUGAUAUGCUGGAGAAGCGCCUGGUGCUUUCGGAGAACGUUGGCACUGGCCGUGUGGUUUUGGUGCCGAUCUGGUGCCUACGCUGGGCGCAGGCCAAGGUACAUAGCCAGAUGACUUUCACAUCAGGAGAUUACAAGGACCGAUCUGUCUAUGAGCUUUUUCAUGACCUGGCCAGCGGCCGACUGAAGCCGCAGGAUGUCGAGCCUCUGGAUGUCAUGGUGGACGGCGAUACCCUGCGCAUCAUGCGGGGCAGUCGCCGUGGGGCCAUGCUCAGCAGCCUGCAGGGCAUGUGGCGGCACACCACGGUCUUGGCACCUUGCCGGCUCUACGAACCCAAAGACCCGAGGAUUGCCAAUCGGCUCCAUGCAGUCGACAGUUCUGUGAAUGGUGUCGGGCUACAGCUGCACGGGCAUCAGCCGGAGGCGUGGCACAUGGGCAAGCCACUCUUCCGCUGUGCGCGGGAGUGGUGUGAUGGUGGCUCGGAGGAGGCUGGCGACUACUGCUCUGGCUUGACACCGCACCCUGACACUCCAGGCUUAUUCACAAAGCCUGACUAUGAAUUGAAGAAAUCUCUUGCAGAAAAGGGAGACGUCAAGGUCGGGACAACAAUGGCUUGGAGGGUCAAGGCGCCAGGGACAUCGUCCAACGAGGGCUGCAUCACACCUACCUUGCAUGGUGCCAUUGACAUGAAUUCAAGGUCUGAAGCUCAAAGUCAGGAGGCUCAGAAGCUCGUGGGCGGUCGAGGGACGGGUAAAGAUGAAGUCAAGACUUUCGUGGACGAAGCACCACCGACAACAAAGGCAUUCGUGUGCUGUUUUUGGCUUAAGGGCAAGUGUUUGCAUCUUGGGCAGCACACUCACGGAAAGAAGUUGCUCUUGCACGAAGAUGUGCCUGGACUUCAGUGCGGGUACGGGGAGAGGUGCAGUUUGGCUCAUCACAGGGCCAGGCUAGCAUCUAAGUCUCAUACCUCUGACAAGCUGUUGCCCGAGGACAGCAGCAGUUGUCGUCACUGCAGCUUCCAUCUUCGAGAAGGCAUGGUGGUCUCGGUUCAGUGUGCUAAAGGAGUGAAGUUCGGCGAGGUGUUGUCCAUCGGUGCGGGCAGCUCCGGACCAGUACAGGUCGGCUAUUAUGACGACGAAGGCGAAGUGAGUGAAUCGGAAUUGGUGCCUUUAGAUCUGUUGCAGCUUCCAGACUUUUCCUCAAUCAGCGUGGGAAUGAAUGUUCAGGUGCAGUGUGGAGAAACGAAGCAGUACUAUGCCAAAGUGCAGCAGAUUUCAUUUGAGAACGGCAAAGCUCGGGCACCCGUCCUAGUCCACUACACAGGCUACUCAGUCGAUCAUGACGAGUGGGUUGGGGCUGACCGCCUACGCACUAAAAGUCUCAGGUUUUCCCAGCCCACGCUGCCUGCACAACCCUCAGACAACCCAACGUUGAACGUCUCCACUCCAGCAAUUGCCACCUCUGAAUUGCAGAGUGGCGCGCUCGUUUAUGUCAAGCUCGAUUCCUCCAUGAUUUGUGGGGAGGUGCUCGAGAUAUCAGGAUCGUCAUCGAAGUCUGCAGCACCAGUAAAAGUGCGCUAUUAUCAUGAAGGCCAGUUCGUCGAGAAGUGGCUGUCCCUGCGGCGUUUGCAGGUUGCGGACUAUUCUUUGCUUGAGGAGGGCAUGAAUGUGCAGGUGCAGUGUGGAGAGAAACCCUAUUUUACAACUGUCCUUCAGAUAUCGCACGAUGCGCGACGAGCAAAGACACCUGUCCUGGUGCACUACAAUGGCUACGAGGAGGACGAGUGGGUUGGGGCUGACCGCCUACGCACCAAAAGUCUCAGGUUUUCCCAGCCCACGCUGCCUGCACAACCCUCAGACAACCCAACGUUGAACGUCUCCACUCCAGCAAUUGCCACCUCUGAAUUGCAGAGUGGCGCGCUCGUUUAUGUCAAGCUCGAUUCCUCCAUGAUUUGUGGGGAGGUGCUCGAGAUAUCAGGAUCGUCAUCGAAGUCUGCAGCACCAGUAAAAGUGCGCUAUUAUCAUGAAGGCCAGUUCGUCGAGAAGUGGCUGUCCCUGCGGCGUUUGCAGGUUGCGGACUAUUCUUUGCUUGAGGAGGGCAUGAAUGUGCAGGUGCAGUGUGGAGAGAAACCCUAUUUUACAACUGUCCUUCAGAUAUCGCACGAUGCGCGACGAGCAAAGACACCUGUCCUGGUGCACUACAAUGGCUACGAGGAGGACGAGUGGGUUGGGGCUGACCGCCUACGCACCAAAAGUCUCAGGUUUUCCCAGCCCACGCUGCCUGCACAACCCUCAGACAACCCAACGUUGAACGUCUCCACUCCAGCAAUUGCCACCUCUGAAUUGCAGAGUGGCGCGCUCGUUUAUGUCAAGCUCGAUUCCUCCCUGAUUUGUGGGGAGGUGCUCGAGAUAUCAGGAUCGUCAUCGAAGUCUGCAGCACCAGUAAAAGUGCGCUAUUAUCAUGAAGGCCAGUUCGUCGAGAAGUGGCUGUCCCUGCGGCGUUUGCAGGUUGCGGACUAUUCUUUGCUUGAGGAGGGCAUGAAUGUGCAGGUGCAGUGUGGAGAGAAACCCUAUUUUACAACUGUCCUUCAGAUAUCGCACGAUGCGCGACGAGCGAAGACGCCUGUCUUGGUGCACUACAAUGGCUAUGCCUCUGAAGAGGACGAGUGGGUUGGGGCUGACCGCCUACGCACCAAAAGUCUCAGGUUUUCCCAGCCCACGCUGCCGUCGUGUUUCCAGCCUUGCGCAGAUACGGGGCGCACAUCGACCGCCCAAGCGGGUCUGGAAAAGAUACCAUCGUCAAUUGACCACGCUGCAGAGUCAUCCCAGUGCCACUCUGCUUCCCGCCAUGUUGCUCUGCCAUGGGACGAGCCGGAGGGCUCGGAUGAUGAGGAUGCUGCCCGCGGGCUCGACUUGGCUUUGGCGGCGGUAGAGGCUACGGCAGAGAGCCCGCCACCGUCGCGCAAGAAGGGCUUGGAGAAGGCGCUCCAAGGCGCGACGGGCACGGCGCAUGUCCGCAAGGUGCUGGCUGAGCACGGAUGGACCGGUACGGAGUUCCUGGAGGCUCCAGACUUGAAUGCCCUGAAGCAGCAGCUGUCACUAGCCAAAAUGAACCUGCACGAGUCGGAGAGCCACGCCAGCCGGAGUGAUCUGUCAGAUGACUUGGUGGACCCGCUCUUCAACGACGUGGCCUCCUCUUGUGCUGCGCCUGAGAACCAGGAGCCCGAGCUCGAGGCGGAGCUGGAUGGGCAGCCGAGCAACAUCCCGACCUUGGACAAGCUGAUGGGAACCUUGGUCUACGGGACCUUUCGCUGCGUGUCCGGGGCUGCUGACGGGCAGCAGAAGCGUUGCGGAGAGGUGCUUGUGGAGCGCGGCCCGGCUUGCCUGAGCCGCUGUAAGGUGCACAUCCUCACGGGCAAGAAUCGGGGUCAAGCUUGGGAUUUCGACCGCUGUCACGUUCGGAUUCUCUUCGCCCGGGUUUUCUCGCCGGACGGGCACGUUCGCCGGAAGCCGGCAGCAGACUCGGCUGGGGCCUGCUGCGGAGGGUUGGACCUGGACAGGACGGAGCUCUUCGGCCGUAUCUUGCUUUCGAAGGAGUUCGGGGUGACCAGGCAGAAGCUGUACGUGUGCUCGAAGUCCAAGGUCGUGCGCUCCAAGAAGGUCUUGUCCUUUCACCCCAUCAACGGGAAGCUGCCCGCCAUACAGGUUCCCUGGGAUGAGGCCUUGCGCGUGCCCAGCAACCACGACCUACACGUGGUCGAAGUGAGCGAGUGGAGUCGGGAUUGCCGGCCGCGGGGGCGGUACAUCCAGGCUCUGGGGAUGCAAUCCCGCAACACCGAUGUGGCCAUCCUGGAGCCCGUGCAGAUCUCUCUCAACUUCUGCGACUGGAAGCGGGGGGAUGCCAGGAGAGCUUCGGGCCUCUUCCCUGCGGGGCAUCUUCCGCGUCCCGAUGCCUCGGGCAGGGAAGACCUCCGAGGGCCUCUGAUGGUGGGCGUGCAACAUUCAGGCCUGCCCACCAGCUUGGUGAUGUCCUUUCUGCCUGGCAAGGGUGUUCAGAUGCACGUCCUGGAUGUCAAUGCGUACCUGGACCAGCAGGAGCUGGAGACAGUGGAGGAGGUGGUUCGCCGGCGCGCGGUCGGAGCUUGGUUCUUCGAUCACAAGGAUGCUUCUCUGGAUGCUUGCCUUCCCUUGUUCCCACCGGACAUCGAGCAGCAGCUGAGCUUCCAGGAAGGCUCCGAGCGCCUUGCCAUCACCUUCACCUUCCCCUUUGCGGCGCAGGAUCUCGACUUGGAGAACGUGGCCAUCUCCGAGACCAUCGUGCGGUGUGACGCUCUGCUGGCUCCGGAAGAGGCUGGCUCCAUGCUGCUGGGCAAGAGUAGCGGCGGCGAAGUGGGCGACUUGCUGCGGCGUCUGGCAUACCAGGCCAGGAGGUUCGAGCAGGCGGAGCUGUCUUGUGGCAGCCUGGCCGCUCUCGAGCACCUGGACAUCGACUUUGCGGCCGAGGUCUCUGACAUCGAUGACGGCGUCUACGCCCCAAUUGCGGCCAGCCGCUUCCUGCGGACCUGCAUGCAUUUGGUCGACCGGCAAGUCGGGAAACGCCUGCGCGGCAGCCUUGCGUGGCACGGGCGGCCCGACCCGUCCACCUGGAAGGUCAUCGAGCGGCUCCUGCGCGUGAAGCCCGAAGAGCGGAGCAAGCCCAUUUCCGUGCCCAUCAUCCUCCAGGCGCUGCGGGAAAUCCUGCGGCAGCCGGAACUUUCCUAUGCCGUCCGGCAGGGCUUCCAGUCGUCGUUCCUUCGCCGCCUGCGCGUGGUCCUCCCCCGUGCCUAUUAUGAGGUCACGGAGGAAGGCGCCGGAUGCGAGGACCCGCCGAUCUUCCACGCGACGGCCCCGCUGCAGCGGCACCUGGACAUCCUCGGCAUGCGGGCACUGAAGUGCCAGCUGGGAUGGAGGGCCUCUUGCGAUCACCUGCGCCUCACGCGCCGCGAGUUGGCGGAGGCAGUUGCCAGAGCAAACGCCCGCUUGGAGUCGCAGAAAUUCGGCCUCUACAUCUUCAGGACCAUCUGCCGCAUGAGGGAGCUCUCCGACCACAGCCAUCGCAUCUUCGAUGCCGUCGUCGGUGCCGUCGGGCCGACCUACAUCAACGUCCUGAUCCCUUCUCCCAGCCUCGACGUGCUUGAGCUGAAAGUGCCCGUCGACGCGCUCUGCAGUUCGACCUGUGUGUCAGAGUACGAUGCCACCACGCAGUCCAUCAAGCUAACUAUGUCCCACAGCUCGCAUGCCGGAGACGUCCGGCUGCUUCACAUUCGGUCCUGGCACGGCCACAUGCUCACCUGCACCAUCUCAAGGAACUUCGCCCAGCCCAUCCCUCACCAUGCCAGCCCCAGCUCCAUCGUGAUCAGCGAGCUGACUUUCCACGAGGACCUGGAAACUGAGAUCUCGUUUGCGGUGGGCCAGAAAAUGUUCCCCGAGAUGUUCUCAUCCUGGCCGGACCUCAGCGACUGGGCCAGCUUAGAUCGCCGCGUGGAGACCUACUCCAAGCUCUGGGCCCGGGUCAAGUCCUGCCAGGUGCAUGCUGCGGCGGUUUCAGGCGCUGCCUACACGCCCUUGGCGGACGUUUGGGGCCUGGAGUGGUGGACGGAGAGCCGCAAGUGCUACUUCCAGUGUCAGGUUGACGUCCAGCUGUCGGAGUAUCAGUGGCUCCAGCCAGGAGACCUGGCGGUCCUCAGCUGCGAGCGGGGCGACGCGGUGGUCGUCCUCCAGGGCUGCCUGCAGAAGGCCAGGGAGGGGCGGAACCCACCGGGACAGCUCCGCGUUGCCGGGCAGCGGCAGCAGCGCUUCAGCGUGGAGGUGGAGCUGUCCGAGAUUGCCCAGCUCGCCCGGGACAGCCAGGAAGCCACUGUAGUGGCCGCGACAGCUUUCCGCAUUUACUUCAUCCUUGUGCCGGCGAACGAGAAGAAGAGCAUCCACCUGCUGCAAGCACUCCCGAGCUCGCCGCCGCUGCAGGGCAUGCGCCUCACCAUGCCCCGCACUCCCAGGCAGCAGCAGUGGGCCACGGAGCUGCGACCGCUGGCCACAAGGGAGCAGGUCUUCGGGGCCUUGCGCGACUCCGCGAGCAAGGUGCAAAAUGGGAGUAACCUCAACGAACGCCAGACGACGGCCCUCCAGCGCGGGCUCCAGCGCCCCUUCUCCAUGGUCCAGGGCCCUCCGGGGACGGGCAAAACCUCCUUCCUGGUGCAGUUCAUCGUGGCGGCACUCUCCGUGCGCAGCCCGUGGGCCAGACCCGAUCUGGGCCGGAUCCUGGUCUGCGCGCCUUCCAACCAUGCGGCAGACCACCUCUUAGACCGCUUGAUCAGCGACACGGACGUUCCAGCCCAUCUGAUCACGCGCGUCUACUCCCGGUUCAUCGAGAGGGCCUACGGAAGCCAGUACAAAGGAGGCGCUUCGAGGAUGGAGCGGUCCUUCGAGAUCCAGCCGCACCUGGAAGAGCACGCGCUGCACUUCAAGGUCAACGACACGAGCCAGUUGAGGAUGUCGCCCUCUCCUGCGCAGAAUCAGAAGGCCUACAACAAGGGCUACGAGGAGGCGGAGGUGAGGGUUCUGUGCCAGAGCAAGAUCGUGAUCACCACUUGUGCGAAUGCCUACCUGCACACAGCCCUGAUGCAAGGGGACCCGUUGUUCGACACCAUCGUCGUGGACGAGGCGGCCCAAGCCCCCGAGCCCGACGUGGUGCUGCCGUCGACCUGCGCCACGACGCGCGUGGUGGUGGUAGGAGAUCACAAGCAGCUGGGCCCCGUCGUGCCCGAGCGGAACCUGUGCGCGCCUUACGUCAGCAUUCUGGAGACGCCCUUCCUCGAGCGCAUGCUCAAGAAUCCGCGCCGUUGGGAGGCCAGCACGAUGCUGAACAUGCAGUACCGCAUGCACCCGUCCAUCCGGAGCUUCCCAUCCUCACAGUUCUACGACUCCAAGCUUGAGGACCGCGUCUCCAUCCCCCACCGGCCGGAGCUGAAUCGCAUCUGGCCACAAGAGAACGAGCACCGGCGAUUCAUCGAUUGCCAGACACCUCAGUCGCUGGGCCUGUCGCCGGAGCUCAACCGAGCUUGCGAUGCAGCCCUGAUGGAGAACAAGACCUCGCUCAAGAACGUUGGAGAGGCCAGGGUGGCCGUGGCGCUCUGCUCCUUACUUCUUGGCCAAGGCCGAUGCUCCGCGAAGGACAUCGCCAUCAUCACGCCCUACCGAGCGCAGCAGUAUGAGAUCCGGGGCAGGCUGCAGCGCGACAUCGGUGAAGGUUCGAAGAGCAUCCUGGUUGGCACCGUGCACUCCCUGCAGGGCUCCGAGCGCGACUUCAUCAUCAUCAGCUUCGUGCGCAGCGUCGCAGACGAUGUGCAGGACGUGGCCCCACCUAUUCAGGCCGCCUCGCUCGGCGAUUCGCUGGCCCUGCAGGAGAUGCGGAGGACGAGCCUCGGAAUCUUGACCGACAGCAUCUCGGCCAAGAUUUGCAAGCUCCUCAACGUGGCUUUGACCCGUGCAAAGUAUGGUCUGGUCUGCAUUGGCAACGCAGAAAUCCUCAGCAAUGGAUCUAAGGACUCGGUGCUCUUGGGAUCUGGGGUGAGGGUUUCGGGUUUUAGGGGCUUGAAGACAUUGGCCUCUUGUUCCUGCCUGGAAGUAUGUGCUUUGAAAGCCGUGCACUGGCUGCCUUCAUAG